GGCGGCGGGAGGCGGGUUUUCUCUGGCCGCCAGGCGGCUGUGGACUCAGCUCCGCGGCUGAGGGAGGCCCCGUGGGUGCGUGUGCUGCGCUGUGGCUGCCGCUGUGAGGGGACACGAGCGAGCUCGGAAGCCGCGACAUGGUGAGCGCGGGGCCGCUGUCCCAGGCGGAGAGGAGUGGCAGCCAUUGGUAGCAUUCUGCUUCUGCAGAGCUAGGCCCGCUACGGCUGGCGGCGACUAGGUCGCUGCCGCUAAGUAGCUCCGCCCUUCGGCCGCGCCUGCGCAGAGCUCAGGCGCCGGAGGGCAGACCCCGCCUUCCGUGUCGAUGACGUCACGACCACAAAGCGGUAUUUGCGUUGUACCUGGAGGCUGCUUGCUUAACUCAAGGCCUCGGUGAGCUUUGAGGACGUGGCUGUGCACUUCACCCAGGACGAGUGGGCUUUGCUGGAUUCUUCCCAGAAGAGUCUGUACAGAGAUGUGAUGCUGGAGACCUGCAGGAGCCUCGCUGCGAUAGGAAACAGAUGGGAAGAGGAGAAUGUUGAAGAUCAUUAUAAAAAUCCCUGGAGAAAUAUGAGAGGUUUCAUGUUAGAGACCCCCUGUGAGAGGACAGAAGAUGAUGAGGUUGAAGAAACUCUGACAUGGAUAGCAAAUCUUCAUACAAGCAUGACAGUUUUUCCAGGACUAACACCAUAUGAAUCCAGUGUAUGUGAGAAGGCUUCAACGAAUCAUUCCUCCUCUGAUAAGCAUGCUGCAUCGCUCCCUUGUUAUAAACCACAUGAGCAUGAGGAAUGUGGAGCCAAGCAAUAUGACUUGAACUCUCUCACCAGCUUUCAAAGGUGUACGGAAGCCCACACUGGGAAUGGGCCUUGUGGAUGUGAGGUGUGCUUAAGAUCUUCCUGUUUUCCAAAUUCAUUAGGAAUAAGGCAAAAGGCUCACAGUGGAAAAACACCUCAUCAAUACAAGGAGUGUGAAAAGACCUCUGUUUAUGCACACGGAGGAAGCCCCACUACGGGAAAAUUUUAUGAAUGUAAUAUAUGUGGAAAAGCCUUGAGUUCCUCUACUUCCCUUCAAAGACAUGUAAUAAUUCAUACCGAAAGACUCUAUGAAUGUACAUAUUGUGGUAAAGCUUUUAGAUAUCCCAAAUACCUUCGAUUACAUGAAAGAAUUCAUACUGGAGAGAAACCCUAUGAAUGUAAACAGUGUGGGAAAACCUUUAGAUUUCCGGGUGCCUUGCCAUUACAUGAAAAAAUUCACACUGGAGAGAAACCCUAUGAAUGUAAACAGUGUGGGAAAGCCUUUAGAUUUCCUGGUUCCUUGCCACUGCAUGAAAAAAUACAUACUGGAGAAAAGCCUUAUGAGUGUAAACAGUGUGGGAAAGCCUUUAGGCGUCAUUAUCAUCUUCAGUUACAUGAAAAAAUUCAUACUGGAGAGAAGCCCUAUGAGUGUAAACAGUGUGGGAAAGCCUUCAGACGGCACAGUCAUCUUCAGAGACAUGAACGGACCCAUGCUGGAGAGAAACCCUAUGAAUGUAAAUAACAUGCUAAAGCCUCUAUACUUUUUUUUUUUUUUUUUUUGAGACAGGGUUUCUCUGUGUAGCCCUGGCUGUCCUGGAACUCACUCUGUAGACCAGGCUGGCCUCGAACUCAGAAAUCCACCUUCCUCUGCCUCCCGAGUGCUGGGAUUAAAGGCAUGGGCCACCACUGCCCGGCGCCUCUACACUUCUUAGUUAUCUUCUGUUACAUGAAAAAAUUCAUACUGGAGAAAAAAAAUGCUGUCAGUGUAAACAGUGUUGGAAAACCUUGCACUUACAUGAGAUCAUUCUUAUUAGACACAAACCCUAUGAAGUAGACACUGUAAUGAGGUCUUUAGAUAUGCUUGUCAUCUUCAGUUUCAUAAAAAAAUACUGGAGAAAGCUGUAUGAAUGUGGACAUUGUGGUGGAGCUCUUAGGUAUUACACAUGACAGUGACAACUCAUGCUGGAAGGAAGUCCUCGGAAUGUAAAUAGUAUGGCCAAAUGCCACACACCGCAGUGUUCUGUUGUCGAAAGAAAGUAUUUCAAUCCUAACCCCGGGGUUUCUGUUCCACCUUUGCUAUUUAAGUUCCCAGAUGAUAGGUACAUACAACCUUUAUAUUUAUAAUAAACCUCAAGCAACACAAGAGCUGGGCAGACACCAUUUUCUAUAUUGUUGGAAUCUACUUUCCUACCUAUAAGCCUGAGUUAUUGAUUACUACUUACUAUGAUUCAUCUUAGGAAGUAAUCAUAAGGCUGCUCUUAACUCCCAUUGGCCAGCCCUCAGGGCUAUGUUCUUCUGACUUCUAACCCAUGGCGGCUUCUCCUUCCUCAUCCUGCACUCUUAUUCCUCCUCAUGGUCCCUCUCUGACCCUAAGCCUACAAAACCUAAAACCCCACCUAUGUCCCUUUUACCCAACUAUUAACUGUUAACAUCUUUAUUUACCAAUCAAAAAUAACUUGGAGACAAAGCCACUCUCACGUCUCCGAGACAACCGAUCUUAAGGGCCCCAAAUUAACAUUAAAAUACAAACAACAUUAGGCCAACCCACUUCAGUGGUCUUCAGAUAUAACUCACAUGUGAGAAAAACUAUAUUAUAUAUAUAAAAUUCUCAUUUGUAUAGAACAGAUCUCUUCAGUUCUUUCAUACUCAAUAAAACUCUAAGAACAUAAA
Molecule: messenger RNA, 2681 nt
Organism: Mastomys coucha (southern multimammate mouse)
Lineage: Eukaryota; Metazoa; Chordata; Mammalia; Rodentia; Muridae
Gene: Znf101
Product: zinc finger protein 101
Exons: 4
Coding region: 478-1533 (351 amino acids)
Biological process (GO): regulation of transcription by RNA polymerase II
Cellular component (GO): nucleus
Molecular function (GO): DNA-binding transcription factor activity, RNA polymerase II-specific; RNA polymerase II cis-regulatory region sequence-specific DNA binding
Source: RefSeq, a predicted model, not a curated record